Molecule: messenger RNA, 756 nt
Organism: Microthlaspi erraticum
Lineage: Eukaryota; Viridiplantae; Streptophyta; Magnoliopsida; Brassicales; Brassicaceae
Source: the annotation of a GenBank genome assembly
AUGCUUGGCAAAAGAACCCAUCCCAUGAUCGGAAAGAUAUCCGAGCUCCUCGUCGGCGUCAACCGAUCUGCGGCAGCUGCUGCUCCUUUCUUCGACGUCUUGAUGACUAGCCCUAAAAGCCCACUCGAUUUCAAGAUUCUCCCUCAGAUAUCUCAAAGAAACAGCUCAAAGAGAUUCUACGAUGACAAUCUUGGUGGGUCCGUUGGUCUAGGGAUUGUUGCCGCACUCGAGAACUCAACCACUCGUCGAAUCACGAGCGUAUGUAGAUCGGAACCGAACCAAUCCGGUCAGUCUGAUCCAGCUCAGCUCAUGAGCCAUGGAGGAAGCACGGACGAGGAUGAAGACGAAGAAAUGUUCGCAAUGGACGAGGAGGAUUAUACGUUGGUGACGUGUCACCAUGGACCUAGUGGAUCUUGUAGUACAAGGGUUUACGAUAGAGAUGGACUUGAGUGUUUCGCAAGUAAGACCAACGAAGAUCAUAGGAAGAGACUUUUCGUGGUCGAUGCUGGUGUGGAGUCUCCAGAGAAUUCGCCGGCGUUUCAGGGUUUGGGUUUCCUCAAUUCGUGUUACUUAUGCAGAAAGAAACUUCAUGGUCAAGAUAUAUUUAUUUACAGAGGAGAAAAAGCCUUUUGCAGCACGGAGUGUCGAUCGAGUCAUAUAGCGAAUGACGAAAGGAAAGAGAGGUGUAGAUCGAAAUUUUCAACCUCUCCUUACACCGCCGGCCAAAUUUUCUCCACCGGAGUUCUAGUGACUUAG